Closterium sp. Naga37s-1 is the source of this 2232-nucleotide messenger RNA. NCBI's taxonomy places the organism in Eukaryota, Viridiplantae, Streptophyta, Zygnematophyceae, Desmidiales, Closteriaceae. The record is from the annotation of a GenBank genome assembly.
AUGUUGUAUAGAGUAAAUGCAAUGCGUGGCCGUGUCCCUGCGCCCUUUGCCGUCUUUAGCAGAUCAUUCAUAUCGCAGUCCACUAAGAGGGCGCUGGAGCUGGUGGAGGCGAAGGAGAGGGCAGAGGGGCGGGUUGUGGAGUUAGCAGCUGCUAACAGGAGAAGUGCAGUCUUGAGGCGUAAAGCUGCAGUGCAAGAAAGGCAGUUGAGAGCAAUUUUGGAAGAGGCACAAAAGCAGAUAAAGGUUCUUGUGGGGGAGAAAGAGAGGGCAGUGGGGCAGGCAGCAGUGAAGCUGGCAGCUGCUAACGAGAGAUGUGCAGCUGCAAGAGAGACAGCUGGAUUGCAAGAAAGGCAGUCGAGAGCAGACCUGGAAGAGGCACAAAAGCAGAUGGAGGAAAAGGAGAGGGCAGUGGGGCAGGCUGCAGUGGAGCUGGCAGCUGCUAACGAGAGAAAUGCAGCUAUGAGGGAGAGUGCUGCAGUGCAGGAAAGCCAGCUGAGAGGAGCUAUGGAAGAGGCACAAAAGCAGAUGGAGGCUUUGGUGGGGGAGAAGGAGAGGGCAAUUGGGCAGGCAGCAGUGGAGCUCGCAUUUGCAGUGGAGAGAUGUGAAGCUUUUAGGGAGAGUGCUGCAGCGCAGGAAAGGCGGCUGAGGGCAGACCUGGAAGAGGCACAAAAGCAGAUGGGGGCUUUGGAGGAGGAAAAGGAGAGGGCAGUGGGGCAGGCAGCAGUUGAGCUGGCAGCUGCUAAUGAGAGAUGUGCAGCUGCAAGGAAGAGUGCUGCAGCGCAGGAAAGGCAACUGAGGACAGACCUGGAAGAGGCUCAAAAUCAGAUGGAGGUUCUAGUGGGGGAGAAGGAAAGGGGAGAAAAGCAGGUCGAUGAUCUAGUGGGGGAGAUGGAGAGAUCUCAGGAGCAUUUUUUAGAGAUCAGAGCUGCUGAGAGGGAGGAGAAAAGGGCGCUGGAGGAGAGGAUUCGUGCUUUAGAAGAUGCCGGUGAGGGGGCAAGGAGAAAUCUCGUGGAAAUAGAAAAUGUUUUAAGAGAGAAGGUGAGAAAGUUGGAGGAGGAGAAGAGGAGCUUGCAGGAGGAGGUUGAGGGCGUGAGGAGAAAACUGAUGGAGACAGAAGAUGCAGGGAGAGAACAAGUGGGGUUGUUAGAAGGGCAGAAGAGGAGCUUGCAGGAGGAGGUUGAGGGAGUGAGGAGAAAACUGAUGGAGACAGAAGAUGCAGGGAGAGAACAAGUGGGGUUGUUAGAAGGGCAGAAGAGGAGCUUGCAGGAGGAGGUUGAGGGAGUGAGGAGAAAACUGAUGGAGACAGAAGAUGCAGGGAGAGAACAAGUGGGGUUGUUAGAAGGGCAGAAGAGGAGCUUGCAGGAGGAGGUUGAGGGAGUGAGGAGAAAACUGAUGGGGACAGAAGUUGCAGGGAGAGAACAAGUGGGGUUGUUAGAAGGGGAGAAGAGGAGCUUGCAGGAGGAGGUUGAAGGAGUGAGGAGAAAAAUGAUGGAGACAGAAGAUGCAGGGAGAGAACAAGUGGGGUUGUUAGAAGGACAGAAGAGGAGCUUGCAGGAGGAGGUUGAGGGAGUGAGGAGAAAACUGAUGGAGACAGAAGAUGCAGGGAGAGAACAAGUGGGGUUGUUAGAAGGGCAGAAGAGGAGCUUGCAGGAGGAGGUUGAGGGAGUGAGGAGAAAACUGAUGGAGACAGAAGAUGCAGGGAGAGAACAAGUGGGGUUGUUAGAAGGGCAGAAGAGGAGCUUGCAGGAGGUUGAGGGAGUGAGGAGAAAACUGAUGGGGACAGAAGUUGCAGGGAGAGAACAAGUGGGGUUGUUAGAAGGGGAGAAGAGGAGCUUGCAGGAGGAGGUUGAAGGAGUGAGGAGAAAACUGAUGGAGACAGAAGAUGCAGGGAGAGAACAAGUGGGUUUGUUAGAAGGGCAGAAGAGGAGCUUGCAGGAGGAGGUUGAGGGAGUGAGGAGAAAACUGAUGGGGACAGAAGUUGCAGGGAGAGAACAAGUGGGGUUGUUAGAAGGGGAGAAGAGGAGCUUGCAGGAGGAGGUUGAGGGGAUGAAGAGAAAGAUGGAAGAUUUAGAGAUUGAGAUUGUGAGGGCGCUGGCAGGGAAGAAGGAAGAGCUCAGGUUGGAGAGAGAGCGGGCGAGUCUUGUUGCGGGACAACUGGCAGGAAACAUGUUGGUAUCAGUAGGCGAGUCGGCAGUUGAGAAGCGGGAUGACUUCUCAGACGUCUCAAAAUGA